Messenger RNA from Ostrinia furnacalis (Asian corn borer), 1000 nucleotides. RefSeq names its product collagenase-like. Bases 58 to 951 code for a protein of 297 amino acids. NCBI's taxonomy places the organism in Eukaryota, Metazoa, Arthropoda, Insecta, Lepidoptera, Crambidae. The record is from RefSeq and is a predicted model, not a curated record. Gene Ontology annotation, molecular function: serine-type endopeptidase activity. Gene Ontology annotation, biological process: proteolysis. The transcript is spliced from 5 exons.
UAAGAUAAUAAUGUAGAGGCUAUAAAAUAACCCUCGAAGAGUAAGCGUCAUCUCUCAAUGAUAACUGUCGCAAGGAUGAAGUCGUGUGUGUUGUUGUUGGCACUGGCGGCGUUGGUGGCGGCGGAGGCGGCGGCGGGCCUGCAGGAGCCGAUGCUGUUCUACCACAGCGCCGCGGGCAUGGCGGAGGCGGCGCGCAUCAGGCAGCACGAGGCGGCGCUGGACUUCGACGGCUCCCGCAUCACCGGCGGCCAGUCCGUCAACGCGGGCGCUCACCCUCACUUGGGCGGGCUUGUGAUCACCCUCACCAACGGGCAGCAGUCGGUGUGCGGCUCGUCCAUGCUGACCAACAACCGCGCGGUGACGGCGGCGCACUGCUGGUGGGACGGCCAGAACCAGGCGCGCCAGUUCACCGUCGUGUACGGCUCCAACCGCCUGUUCUCCGGCGGCUUCCGCAUCACCACCAGCAACAUCCUGAUGCACGCAAGCUAUAACUUCCGCACCCUACAUAAUGACGUAGCGAUCAUAGUCCAUCAAUGGGUUGCCUUCGGAACUACCAUCAACCGCAUUGCGUUGCCGAGCGGAACCCAGCUCAACAACAACUUCGCCGGCCAAACAGCGACAGCCGCAGGUUACGGACGCACCGGCGAUAACGCGGCCAUCGGCCAGAACCAGGACAAGCGGCAGGUGAGCAUGCCGGUGAUCACGAACGCGGCGUGCGCGUCCACAUUCGGCUCCAGCACCGUGAUCGCGUCCACGCUGUGCACCAGCGGCGCGGGCGCGCGCAGCGUGUGCCCCGGCGACUCGGGCGGCCCGCUCUCCGUCGGCUCGGGCACCGGCCGCAUCCUGAUCGGCAUCACGUCGUUCGUGGCGAGCGCGGGCUGCGCGCGCGGCUUCCCCGCCGGGUUCGCGCGGGUCACAUCCUUCAACUCCUGGAUCCUGCAGCGACUAUAAGCCCUCUGACGAUGUUAUGAUAUGGAAAUAAAAACUUUUAUUUAACUAU